Messenger RNA from Sitophilus oryzae (rice weevil), 793 nucleotides. Its product is annotated as calmodulin-A-like. Gene Ontology annotation, molecular function: calcium ion binding. The transcript is spliced from 4 exons. The coding region runs from base 93 to 659 and encodes 188 amino acids. The record is from RefSeq and is a predicted model, not a curated record. NCBI's taxonomy places the organism in Eukaryota, Metazoa, Arthropoda, Insecta, Coleoptera, Curculionidae. Gene Ontology annotation, cellular component: myosin II complex.
GUUAUGGAGAUAAAAGAGCCCAAGGCUGAAAUAGAUAAAAAAGUUGAAAAGAAAAAUCCUAUUGAAACACCGGGUUCUUCUAAGACUGAAGCAUGGCUCAUUAUGAUGUGUUUGUAUAUGAAUUAGAUGCACCCAAGGUUAAUCAGCAAGAACCACAACAGAAAGAGUUAGAUCCCGAUGAAGAGCAGGCCAAAAUGGACGAAAACAUUGCUGAAAUUAGGGAGGUGUUUACUAUUUUCGACAAAGAAGGUAUCGGCAUGAUCAGUACCAAGGAACUGGGCAUGGUAAUGAAAGCUCUGGGUCAGAAUCCUACCGAAGCCGAAUUGCUGGAUAUUAUUGAGGAAGUGGACAUCGAUGGUAACGGUUUAAUCGACUUUGAGGAAUUUGUAGCGGCUAUGAAGAAGAUUAUGAAAGACUGUGAUAAUGAAGAUGAUAUCAAGGCAGCUUUUCGGGUUUUUGACAAAGAGGGUAAAGGUUAUAUCUCGUCAGAUGAUCUACGCGAUAUUAUUGUAAGCUUGGGAGAAAAAUUUACUCAAGAGGAGUACGACGAAAUGAUCAGAGCUGUUGAUUUGGAUGGUGACGGGCUAGUUACUUUAGAAGACUUUAUGGAACUCAUGUUGACCAAGGGCCCCGUCACAAAACAUAACAGUCCAUAUUAAAUUUAUUAAAAACUGAAAAUUGUAUAUGAAAUUCAGUCUUAAGUACGUAUAUCUAUUUAUAUUUUUUCUCUUGUAUAAAAUUGUCGUCUUUAUAUUAAUAUCUAUCUGAUAAAUAUUUAAUCCAUUUUUGGAAA